Molecule: messenger RNA, 2124 nt
Organism: Physella acuta
Lineage: Eukaryota; Metazoa; Mollusca; Gastropoda; Physidae
Product: dihydroorotate dehydrogenase (quinone), mitochondrial
Biological process (GO): pyrimidine ribonucleotide biosynthetic process; 'de novo' pyrimidine nucleobase biosynthetic process
Cellular component (GO): mitochondrial inner membrane; cytoplasm
Molecular function (GO): dihydroorotate dehydrogenase activity
Source: RefSeq, a predicted model, not a curated record
AAUAUAAAAUAGAUACUGGAACAGUUACAAUAUGACUUCAGCUGCAAGUGGAUCAAAGUUUUGGGUCCAGCUAAAGCAAGCAGCUGUAAUUGUCAAUGGGGGCAUUCUGUUGUUUGGAGGUAUCAACUUGUACAGAGGCAAUGAGAAAUUUUAUGAAGAAAUUGGCAUGCCCUUGUUUCGGGUGUUUGGUGCUGAGACAGCUCAUAACUUGAGCAUAAAGCUAGCCAAGUACAAAAUUGUUCCACGGCCGAGUGUACCAGACCCACCUGCUCUGAAAACUGAGCUUUGGGGGCGAUGUUUUCCCAACAUUGUAGGACUAGCUGCAGGUUUUGACAAGCAAGGGGAGGCUGUGGAUGGACUGCUCAAAAUGGGCUUUGGGUUUAUUGAGGUCGGCAGUGUCACGCCUGAACCACAACCAGGCAAUUCAAAGCCUCGAGUUUUUAGAUUAACAGAAGACAAAGCAGUUAUAAAUAGGUACGGCUUCAACAGUGAGGGACAUGAAGCUGUGUAUGAAAGACUGGCUAAAAGACAUUCAGACAAUCCAUCAGAAAAUGGCAUCCUUGGCAUUAACCUGGGGAAAAACAAAACCUCUCCUGAUGCAAUAGAUGAUUUUAUAAAGGGUGUGAGGAAACUUGGGCCCCUUGCAGACUACCUGGUGAUCAAUGUCUCUAGCCCCAACACACCUGGCCUGAGGGACAUGCAGCGCCAGGAGGAGUUGGCACAGCUGUUGGAAAAAGUGAUUGAAGAAAGAAACAAGCUGACAGUUAAUCCCAAACCCCCACUGCUAGUGAAGAUUGCCCCAGAUCUAACAGAGGAUGAGAAGAAAGAUAUUGCAACUGUCAUAACUAGACCUAAGAGCAAGGUUGAUGGGAUGAUCAUCAGCAACACAACUGUAGCCAGGCCUGAGUCUCUAGUCAGCAAGAAUAAAACAGAGACUGGGGGUCUGAGUGGAGCACCACUGAAAGAAAAAUCUUUGCAAACAAUUUCUGACAUGUACAGGCUAACAGGGGGUCAAGUUCCCAUCAUUGGAGUGGGUGGCAUCAGCAGUGGCAAGGAUGCGUAUGACAAGGUCAAGGCUGGCGCAAGUCUCAUCCAGCUAUAUUCAGCUCUGGUCUACCAAGGGCCACCAGUGGUCACCAAAAUAAAGAGGGAGAUGGAUGAGCUCUUGAGGAAUGAUGGGUACCAGCACAUCUCAGAAGCUGUGGGUGCAGACUCUAAAACAAGUCCUUCCAAAAAGGUGUGAGAUGAAGUGUUUUAUUUGUUGGUACAUAGAUCUUAUAUAUGAAUUUUUUAAAUAGCGGUAAGAGAUGAUUUUUUUUUUUUCAAAAGUGUAAAAGACUUAGUAUUUAAAAAUUAAUUUGCUGGAUCAAUUCUGAGCAAUGCGCUUUUGAAGAAAAAUGAAAAAAUAUAAACAAGUUUUAAAGAAUUUUCUGUUCAUCAUCUCAUCCUUAUCAAGACAAUGUUUGACCAGAUUUGUAGUUGUGUUACAGAGACAUAUUUGAUGAAUUUUUAUACUGCUGGUCUUCCUCAUGUCAUUGUGGACCUGCUGUAGAACAAGUUAGUGAAAUCAUGACCAAAUCUGUAUUUGGUUACACAGAUAUUAUGACUCAAGUCAGAAUAACAGGUUUAACUGCAUGUUAUUGAAAUUGAUAACAAGAAGCAAUCUGCUGCCCAUUUUAUUAGUUAUGGUCAAAACAGCUUGUUAGAUUUGGCAGUCUACUGCCCAUUGCAUAAGUUGCAAUCAAAGGUUUGUUAAAUUUGGCCUGAUUGUACUUUUCACAGGGACAAAAAUGUUUAUUCUUCAUUAUAGAAGUUUCUAAAUACAAGCAGUUGAUGUAAAUGAUGUUGAUACAUUACCAUCAUAACUUGGAUGUUCUAAGAAAAUUCAACUAUGUAUAAUUUAAUGUAUGCAUUAGGUAUUAUGUUUUGUGGUUCAUUACAUAUCAAAGAUAAUUUAUGUAAAUAAUGUAUGAUGAUGAAUAAGUUGUUUGUUAAUGUAAAUAUAACAUUUAUAUUUAGUAAAGGUGUUGCAUGAAUAAGCUAACGUGACUCACCCUAAUUUUGCUCUGAGUGUUUGCUUUUUACAUGAAAUGAUAAAAUUUAAUAAAGUGCUCAAUUGAAAUA